Messenger RNA from Trachymyrmex cornetzi, 1078 nucleotides. RefSeq names its product protein takeout. Gene Ontology annotation, biological process: multicellular organismal reproductive process. The transcript has 4 exons. The record is from RefSeq and is a predicted model, not a curated record. Bases 156 to 905 code for a protein of 249 amino acids. Lineage: Eukaryota; Metazoa; Arthropoda; Insecta; Hymenoptera; Formicidae.
CGGAUUAUACACUUCCAGCCUGACUAUCCUCGGACCACUUGCCGCCGUGGGUCCUUGGUCCAGCAACCCCAUCGUCGAAUCUUGCACCCAGGCCUUUAUUGCCGGAAGAUAAUUUUGUUGAGCUUCCUGUCUGCUCAUUUUCUAUUUUUUGAAAAAUGGCAUCAGCGAAGGCAACAUUUACGAUCCUCUUGGCCGUGGCGACGAGCGGCGUGAUAGCUUCACGAGAUAUACCCGAGUUCCUGCACGUUUGUCAAACGCAAGAUCCGCAUUACGAGACAUGUGUCACUGAGAGUAUAGAGUAUUUGAAACCGUAUCUUAAAACAGGUGUACCGGAAUAUAAUAUUCCAUCGUUGGAACCUCUCAUACUAAAAAAAUUAGAGUUUCUACCAUCAAGUAGUUUACGACUAGAGGCAACUGAUGUUGAGGCAAAGGGUGCCAGCAACUUUGUACUUAAAAAAGUGAAACUCGACUUCAAUACUUUGAUCUUCUUGGUGGAUGUGGAAUUGCCAAAUAUUCAAGUUGAAGGGACAUAUAGUGUCGACGGCAAGAUACUGUUAAUUCCGAUUCGUGGAUCCGGCCCGAUUCAUGGCAAUUUCUCAAAUUGCAUAGGCGCCUGUAAAAUGCAAAUUGAGAAAUACCUUGACGAGGACGGCGAAGAAAAGAUGCGCAUCACGGACUUCAAAUUGAAAAUCUCAGUAGACAAGGGUACAAUAAGGCUAGAUAAUUUAUUUGGUGGCGAAAAAGCCCUUGGAGAUGUCGUCAAUUCGGCUAUCAACAACAAUUUCGAUCUCUUCCUGAAGGAGCUUUUGCCGCUCGUGGAAAAAGCACUAUCUGACUCAUUCCAGAAUCUUACUACCAGCAUUAUUCAACAAUUUACAUUCGCCCAACUCUUCCCCGGCGCAUAGAUCAAUAUGUGGUAAUCCAGACGAUCAGGCGGGCUGGAAAACACUUAAAUAAAAUUUGAAGCUUUAUUGCAAAAUAAGCAAUGGAGCGAAUUAGGAAAAUUUAUUGCUAUUUUUCACUAUAUUGAAUCUUUUUUGCAUGAGUCAAUUGAGUUUUACAUUGUUAAGUUUGUUAA